Molecule: messenger RNA, 974 nt
Organism: Lactuca saligna
Lineage: Eukaryota; Viridiplantae; Streptophyta; Magnoliopsida; Asterales; Asteraceae
Source: the annotation of a GenBank genome assembly
AUGAUAUGCCCCAGGGGUUUUUUCACACUCAAACUUCACAGAUCAUUCUUUCUCGACAAUCCACUUACACCUGCAGCUGAAAUAUUGAAAUUCCAGAUGUCAAAGAAAAGAGGGUUGUCAUUGGAAGAGAAGCGGGAGAAGAUGCUUCAAAUCUUCUACGACUCUCAAGAUUUUUACCUUCUAAAGGAGCUUGAAAAGCUGGGCCCCAGAAAAGGUGUUAUAAGUCAAUCUGUCAAAGACGUUGUCCAAACCCUAGUGGAUGAUGACUUGGUGUCAAAAGACAAGAUUGGAACCUCAGUAUACUUUUGGAGUCUUCCUAGUUGUGCUGGAAACCAGCUAAGAAAUGUGUCCAAGAAACUUGAGUCAGAGCUUGAAAUCAGCAAGAAGCGGCAUGUAGAGCUUGUUGAGCAAUGUGACUCUUUAAAGAAAGGCAGGGAGGAUUCAGAAGCAAGAGAAGAGGCUUUGAGUGAGCUCAAAGCCAUUGAACAAAAGUAUAACAAUCUAAAAGAAGAAAUGGGACAAUAUGCAGACAAUGAUCCUGCCACAUUUGAAGCAAUGAAGGAAGCGAUUAAAGUUGCCCAUGAAGCAGCUAACAGAUGGACAGAUAACAUUUUCACAUUGCGCCAAUGGUGUUCAAAAAAUUUCCCUCAGGCCAAAGAACAACUUGACCAUUUGUACAAUGAGGUAGGGAUAACAGAUGAUUUUGACUACUUGGAGUUCCCAGCAGUGACACCUGUCUAGCAAGUUGAGGAGUAAAAUAUUAUCAUGAGAUAAUUUGGUUAAGUUUUUCUACAUAAUCAGUGGUAAAAAGUAAAAAAAAAAAAAUGCGAUUCUUCUGUAAUCAUUCGACCAAUAUUGUAAGGGGCAAAUUUGUAUUUUCAGGUAAUAUUAAUUACAGAUGUUCCGGCAUAUAUGUGGUGUGCAACCUGUAUUCACAUGGCACUCCAUGUUACCAUUGUAUGUGUCCAAAAGAG